This is a messenger RNA of Biomphalaria glabrata, 9247 nucleotides long. RefSeq lists its product as uncharacterized. The transcript has 4 exons. NCBI's taxonomy places the organism in Eukaryota, Metazoa, Mollusca, Gastropoda, Planorbidae. The record is from RefSeq and is a predicted model, not a curated record. Bases 651 to 2912 code for a protein of 753 amino acids.
UCGUCUCUUACCGAGAGUUAGGUCGGGUGCUAGCGAUCGAGGGCGCUGAGCAUACCAGCAUUCUCACCCUACUUCCUCUACAUAGUUUUUGGUCGCGCAGGAGUACGCCGGGACGUAGGUAGCGCUAAGUUGUGAGUAAGGAGACCAUCGUGUGGAGUACGCCUAGACGUUUUUUUUAACCCUCGCUCUUGCUUCAUAAUUCAAAUUUUGGAAAUCUUUGCGUCGUAGCCCAGGAGCUGAGUGUUACUGGGUUUUUUUUUCUUCUAAAUAUAUAGUGAGUUAUUCAGUCGACAACAUAGUUCUUAUCACAUGCUUGAUGUGUUGUGUUGUCGCCACUGAGCUCCGUUGUUUGUGACCACAACACAUAGACAGACUCAACCAUUGGUAGCUGGUAGACAAGAGAUCGUAGCUCACCAAACACGUACCGGAAGACGUGGUUUUCUUGGAUAGCAAAGUACUGAACAACUUUAGGUGCCCAUUCUAACUCGUGAAUCUUGUGAGGGUUUUAUUUGUAUUUGGAUAUCAACUAUUCUGAGUUGGAUUAUCAUCUGGAUUACUGAUAAUGUGUGCUUAAUGGAUUCUUGACAAAUGUGGAUCGUAUCAUUUCAUGGAAAACACAUUUAGAUGAGCCCUGAUUUGCAUAAAGUCAAAUGCCACCGGGUCAAAAUGUCAAGAUUAUGACCCAUCUUGAGAUGAGGACAUUGGAUGUUCACUACGACCCUGACGAGGCAGAAAUGUCGGCCCAGGAGCGUCUUCUGUACAACAACAACUACAACAGCAACCACCACCACCAUCUGCCCAUGAAUGGCGAAGAGGAGCCGCACUAUCAGCUACCGUACGCCCAUCUACACCAGAGCCCCUACCUCCACCAUCAGCAUCAGCUUCAGCAGCAGCAGAGCUCCUACAGCAGCGACGACCACAGCAGCAUAUACAACCCUCGCCACAUCAACGGUAACGGACUCGCGUAUCCGCAAGGGACCUUCCACGACAAGUACAGCGUGGCCUACCCCGUCAGGGACGAUAACCUGGGUCGUAGAGGAAACCGCCCAACUGGCUCUGGCAUCGUGUACAGGCCGAGGCGGAAGAUAUGGUGGGUGGCCAUCCUUCUUCUUCUAUUGCUGUUGGUCAUCGCCGGCGCCGUGGUCAUAGCAAUUUAUUUCACGGUUCUCAAAAAGGAGGCGGAGCCUGUCACUGUGAUGGAUAGCAAUGUAAUCAAUAAAAACAAAAGCAACAAUCGCUUAGACAAUAUGGAAGGGGUGACACAGCAACCUCCGUAUAACAUUCCAGGGACAUUUACUUCGCCUUAUCAACCAUCGCGGCCAAACAUACCGGACUUUUCUGAUAUCAAGAUUCAGAAGUUUGACGCCUAUUGGCACCCGGGAGACUCCAGGCUUUUUACGGCCACUCUAAUCAACGGCACCCAAAUUCAGGUCUUUGGGCCGAAGAAGAGCGACGGUACGGUCAAGUCAAUCUACUCCCUGGGUAUGACCGACGUGGGCGGAUCCACUAAAUCUGUGAGGUUCUUGGGGCUCAGGAACCUGGCGUCUGUCGUGCUUCCCAGCGGCGUCACUGUGAAUUACGAGCUGACCUCAGACAUGCUUAUUGAGAUCAAAGUUUUCGAGCCGUUUACGGAGCAGACGAAAGGGCCCAUUUCUCACCUUGCCAUCGUGGAAGUCACCAACGCUUACAUUCUACGUCAAAUCUCCAGGGUCAUUGCCGACACCCACCAGCUGAGAAAGGAUCCUAUGAGCGGAAGCAGACGCGGGAGCGUAAAAUGUUUCACGCGUUUCCCGCUGAAGGUCACGAAAUGCGGAGGCCAGUACAAUUACGAUGGAGCGUACGUCCAAGGGGAGAUAUCCGGUAUCGACAAGCCGAUCAUCGUGGCAGCGCUGCCUUGGCCCAAAGAGCCGGACUCUUGCUAUGACCAGGACAUAUCUGCCUCCAACUAUUACCUCCCUCUUCCCGGAAAAGUGGACAACGACAACGCCACCAUGAUCAAGGAAGCUUACAUUGCCUCUUCCGCUCAGCUCUUUACCGAGCUGUGCAAUAAGAUCAACGAUCAGGUCUAUCACGACUACCACAGUCUGUGCUCCGAGAUGGCUGAGAAGGUCCGGAAGAAGCUAAGCCGGCACCAGCUUCUUGACAUUGUCUACGACAGCUGUAGUGCCAUCUUGAAUUCUCUUCACACCGCAUGCGUUGCAAUCACUGGCAUAUCAGCGGCGGACAACAUGCCUUCGUUAAAUGAGAACGGGCUCCUGCGAAGCUUCCAUCGGCGUCUCUCCGACAGCUUUCAGCCUGGACUUCCGGACACAGUGGAUCUGAAAGCCCACGCUUUCUGCCCUUCCUCUCUUCCGAUCAGUUCGUUCCAGACCACGGUAGACAUCAGACCCAACCGCAACAACAUCGUUCAAGACACGAUCCACAUCAACUGCCCCAACUACCCGGAGGUUACCUAUGUGGGCCUUGACCACCUUGUGAGCAAAUCCGACCUGCAGUCGUCCUCCUCCCACUUCGACAUGGUCAAGCAUAAGAUGCGCAUAUGCUCAAUCUGCGCCUUCGAGAAGUCCGUGAGUGCCAAGAUCAUUAGCGAUGAGAUGCUAUGCAACACCACCUGCCCUAAAGAUAACAUGGUGGAGUCCACCAAGGUGAACAUGAUGGAGACGAUCCCAAACACGUACAUCCCCGAGGAGAAGGACUUCAUGGAACAAGACAGCGUCUACUGCCACGACUUCCUGACAAGUGUCAACAACCGGAUGGAGCCUAUUGGGCGUGGCUGCGUGGGGAACUGCCUGUCCCAUCUCCACGUCCAAUUCAAAAUCCGCGACCCCAAGACAAACGUUUACUUCUACGACCAGACCGUGCAAUGCACAGAGCUUCAGAAACAGGCGUGCAAGAUGAAAUUCGGUGUGUAGACUUAACACGAAUAGCUCGUGUUUGGACAUACAUUGAUCUUUUAUUUAAAAUGGCAGCAACUCUGUACCUCAAAUCCCUGCUUAAAAAGAGGGCAGUAGCGUAGAUGAAGCUAGUUUGAAACAGGUUUGAACCUAGGAAAACCUGUCAAGAAAAUUAAGAAAACCUGCUAAGAAUACAACUGACUGUAUUCACACAUCGAUUCCAUGUUGCAACUUCGAUUCAUUUCUUUUGUUCUUAACUCGCUUGUGGUGAAAUCUGUUACAUGAUAGAGUUUAUCCACAUGGUAAAUCUAUGUAAAUUACUUACGUAGAUGUUGAAGUAACUGUCGCAAAUGCUUGAAAUAUUCACCACUACCAUCUUUACGAAACUUACCCAGACGAUAGCUGCAAGAAACCUUGACCUUGAUUAAAAAAAAAACGGAAACUGCAGCACUGGUUCAUUAUAAUGCAACAGUAAACAUGCUAUUUGCACAGUGUGUGUGUGUUCGACUUGCCACUUUUCAGAAAUAAGAUCAUCGCUAAAUACUCCAAGUCCUUGGACUUUAUGUCAUAUGUUUUUUCAAUAAUGUCAAUGUGCCAUUUCCAACAUCUUUCAAAUGGUAAAUAAUAUUUCUGUUUCAAAACUUGUGGUCCUGACCUAUAAGCUUGUCUUUCAUCUCGAAAGAACAUUGGUUCAACAUACAUGGAUGGCUAAUUGUAAAUGCAUUCAGGUGGAAAAGAAAUUAUUCUAUGGGCAUUAAGUACUCUUGGAUAAUCUAAUACUCGUUUUGGUAGUGGAGCACAUUGCGAAAUAAUACUAAUCAAUGCAUAAAUGCAAGAAAAAACUGUGAUAAAAAUGGUGAACGCUUUUGUUCAUGGGAGAAUAUGGAUGGAAUAUUUAUCUUUAAAAUGUUCAUUGUGGUAGUUGUGUAGAAGAAUUGUAUACUUAAUAUUGUGUUCUGGCUGGGUGUAACUGUUAACAAAGAUUGUGCUCAGACAAUGGGAGCUAUGCUGACAACAAGGAGUCGAGGCAAAACGUUUGAAUGAGCUCCUCAGCUUCCCCAUUUUCCAGCAGGUGGCAGCAGGAUCUCCGGUUCCUUCUCUUUUUCCAGCAUAACUCGUUUUAGUGUCAUUUAUUUAAUAUGCACUGACCAUUGCCAGGUGUGCUAAUAGAAACGUGCAAGAAGGAAUCGUUGGCAGACGACUUCCUCUUGUGACUCUGGAAGAUGGCUUAACAAACAAUCCAAUGAUUCAGUUUCAGCCCGUCACUUGAUUUAACAGUUACAAAAUCCUAGGCUACGGUUGGUCAUGCCAGUGCCAAAGUCCACAUGAAGAGUAGAUCAAACGAUAAGGAGGAGCAGGCAGCAGUUAUAACGGGCUUGCAAGUUAUAGGGCCACACUGCUGACUAGUAUGCAACUCGGAGAACAUUUUCCAGUACUUUCUCAUAUAUACAAAUAUAGCUUUGGUUAUGCGUGAACACCUGUAUUUAAUCCAUGACUUAUUAAUGUAUAAAGAAUUCUGAGCAUAAAACAAGACAUUGAAUUGCACCAUAUAAUAUAUUAAGUUUUUCUUUUUUGUUUCUUUAAUGCCUUGUUUCAGAAAUACACAUAACAACCUCCCAACCAUUUGUAUACAACUUCUCUAUGCACCUGGCUGUAUUUACUUAGGAGAUAUGCAAGAUACGGUGCUGUCUAAGGAGACGAUCCCCAAGAUUGUGUGUUUAAUAUCUGUGUCACAGCAAGAUUGUCUGUGGACCAUUACAUUCACAAAAUUUCUAUUUAUAAUUUGAUUUUUUAAAUAUUUUUACAUGAUAUUUGAAUAGAUUUAUUUUUACAUUUACAUUAGUGAAUAGUCUGUUCUUUGAUUGUUUUCAGUUAUCCACAAAAAUUAUUAUUUUUUCGCUAGUAUCUCUUUGUUUUGGGUAUUUGGGUAAAUUCUCUCAGGCGUCAGUUUAGUUAUUGUAUAAUGGACAGAUUCGAACUUUGACCCUCACACACUUUCUAUUAUCUGGUAUGACUUCUGUCUAAACGUAGCAAGCCAGGGAAGUGCAUUCAGUUUAUCUGGAGUCACUUUGUCCUUUGACAUUGCUUCAACUGACUUUAAGAUUACAAUUCUUUCCCAGACACUAACUGGUUAAGUCCCUUUGACCAAUCAAUAUGAGAACUUUUAAUUAGCAGCCUCGAUAGGACUUAAUUAACAGCCUCGUUAUUAAGCAGCAUUCACUAUAAUUGUAUUAUUGAUAAACCAAACGGUCUAAAUUAUUCCUUAAAUUCCAUCAGCACUGAAAAGACAAUAAGUACAGUCAAAACUCGCUUGGCCAUCUCUGUCUUGACUAGAUCUACAUCUCUUAUCACACUUUAAAGCUGUCUUGUAUUAGUUAUGUUACAAAUAAAAUAUACGUUGGUAGGUCUAAGGAUAAAGAUCUGCAUUGUAGGAUGCAAGGAUAAAGAUCUACAUUGUAGGGUGUAAGGAUAAAGAUCUACAUUGUAGGGUGUAAGGAUAAAGAUUUACAUUGUAUUGUGUAAGAAUAAAGAUCUACAUUCGAUAAAGGAUAAAGAUCUACAUCGUUAGGUCUAAGGAUUAAGAUUUACAUUCUUAGGUCUAAGGCUAAAGAUUUACAUCAUUAGGUCAGAGGAUUAAGAUCUACAUUCUUAGGUCUAAGGCUAAAGAUUUACAUUAUUAUUUCAAAGGAUAAAUAUCUACAUUGUAGGGUGUAAUCGUUAGGUCUAAGGCUAAAGAUUUACAUCAAUAGGUCAAAGAUUAAGAUCUACAUUCUUAGGUCUAAGGAUACAGAUCUACAUUGUUAAGUCUAAGGCUCUAAAGUUGAAGAUUUACAUCAUUAGGUCAAUGGAUAAAGAUCUACAUUAUUAGAUCUUCGGCUAAAGAUCUACAUUGCUAAGUUUAAGGCUAAAGAUCUAUACUGUUGGUGCUGAGGACAAGCUGUUGAAGUGAGUCUUGACUGUACUACUUUUCUUUUCUUAUUGUUCCAUAACACUGCAAUGUAUGUUGUGUAUUAUCUAUUUUUAAAAAUGUUUAUUGUAUAUAAAUAUAUGACGGAUAUAAUAUCUUAAAAUAUAAUAAUAAAACCAUGACUAAGUGUAUCAAACACUAUAACCCAUGACGUCUCUGUUAAUGUAUGCAUAAUGUUAUGUUCCCAUGUUCAUCUGUAUAUGAAUCAUUGACCGAAUCACAGUUAUAUGGUGACGUAUAAUUGUCUAUUUGGCUUAAAUGCCAAUUUAUAUUUAGUUGCUAUUUUUUUUUUAAAUAUGAAGUUAUCUUGAAGUAUUGAUUGGGCACGAAUGGAAGUGUUUAAGAUUGUGUUGUACACAAAGUGUAUAUCCUACUAAAACUAUUUGACUUCAUAUAUAGAAUAAAUUAUGAAACUUAUUUAAAAAUCUUUUGAUGUUAUUAGUUGUUUUUUUUCCUAUUAUAUUGCAUAUUUAAAAAGCUAGAAAUGAGAUUAUUUGAAUCCUUUCUUUCAAGCCGUCACAAGAUGUUCUCUUUGCAUUUUAACAAUUUUAUUUGGAAAUGAAAUAGCUUUGAACUUUGCAAAUCUAAAGUCCGAUUUUUUAAAUAAAUAGUUUUAUCACUUCAAUUAUUUUUAGCACCAUUUUCAAAGUAUGCAGAUCUGUAGCUACCAAUCCUCAAAUUGAUCUUUAUUCUUUACCCGCAACUAGCAGGCAUAAAUGUGGCUUUAUGCCACAUGUGGCGCUGCACAACAUAAAUGUGAAAAUAUUAUAGAUGUGGCUUUUCACUCUUAUACUUUACUUCAUUAUCUAUAGUGAACAAUGCGUGUUUGUGUUAAUUAAAAUAAAGUUAAUUAAUAUCCAGGACUACCGCAAACGUUCAGUUCAUUUCUACUUUUGACACCAAAAUGUCACUUGAUACAACCUUAGUCUUUCUAUUAUUACCGUUCCUCGGUAGACGACUUUAGACGAUUCUAUACAAAUGUAAAUAGCAUGGUGUAUUCCUCAUGGUGUACAUAUCUAUGUGUACAUAACGCGGUCUGCUUUGUUUGGAUGAGUGAAUAGAGAACAGCAGAUGAAUGUAUUUGUUGGAAUUAAAGUCACAAGUCUCUGGGAAAUGUACCAAAUAAAUAUAUGUGCAAUAUUGAGAUUUCAUAGCAUAAUAAACUAAAGAUUAAAGAUAAUAACUAUAUCCUCGACUAAUUAAUGUGCUUCUAUUACUAGAAGACAAGUUUCUUGGUUAUUGUAAUAAUUUUACAGAUUAGAAAGAUAAUUGAUUAGUAUACUCAAUAUAUAAACAAGAAAGUCAACCAUUGUAUUAAAGGUUGAUUAUAAAAUGUACAGUUUUUUUUUAUGCAAACCAAUGUUAUACACAUGUUUAAAAAGACAUUAUUGAUGAUAAAAUAAUCACAUAGAUUUCCGACCCCUCGUCCCCACCGGUGUCGUGUACGAAACUUGGAGGAGCUGAAAAAAAAGCGGAAAAGGGGGGGGGGGGAAUGGGUGGUAAGAGAAACAGUUCCUUUAGUUACCAGCAGCUAAUGGAAGGUCAUCUUUUGAAUAGCUUUAUAGUCUCCCCCGGAUAUUGGGGUACCAACUUGGAAAUGCAUUAAGUGGUUCCGUUGAACUCAUUGAGUUUUGUCUCUGCUAAAAACCGACGCUCCCUCUCUUGAGAUUAGAGGUUGGAAAAACCACUCUGGCUGAUCUAAUGGAUCGAACCAUCCAAGGUAAAAAAAAAAAUAGUAUAUUAGUAAAACCUAGUGGCCGUCAUUCCAGAAAGUACAAGAUACCCUAUAGUGAUGUUGGUAAAACAUGAGUAGUUUAGAGUCGUAAGGGUAGGACAUACAGUUUGUUCUUUUUAAUGGUUUGGUUACGUCUUUGGUAAAAAAAAUAAUUAAAAAAAGAUCAAUUACGAUAUGAAUUCCUUUGGGAUAAGAUCAUUGUAAAUGCAGGUCUUAUUGAUCAAUAUCCCAUUGGUCUUUGUGAAGGACUAUAUCUACGAAUGAAUACCACAGACUAAAUACUUCCCUUAUGUUGAGCACAGUGUAUGAAAUAAAUGAUCACCAGGGUCCUGGACUUUCAGUUUCGCGAAGCAGUCCCUAAUAGACAAGUGGUCACCCGAGUCCAGAUAUUUUCCUUAUGUCCUGGUUUUAAGACUAAAACAUUCGAGGCUGUUGUGGUGGGUUUACAUGACGUUAAUUUAUUCAUGGGCUUUAAAAUCCGCAUACAGAUGAGUAGAAUAUAAAUGAAGCAUACUUAACAGUUAAAUUUCAUACAGUAACAGAGACUAUACAAGCCACCCCCCCCCCCUUUUCCCUUAUUUCUAAACAGACUCAGUUUCAUUCAAAGAAUUAACAUUUGCGAAUUAGAAGAGGUCAUCCUAUGGGGAUGUCUCGUUAGCUAAGGGAAAAAAGACUCGGCUCAAGAUAUCAAUGUAUGUGUGUGUAUGUUCAUGUAGGCGUAUAUGUGACUACGCAAGAAGGAAAGACUGUAAUUUUUUUUUCUGAAGAUUCUAUGAAUGAAGUCUUGGAAGUUGUAUUAUCAGCUCAUGUAAGUAGUCUAGCAUGUAUGUAUAGUAUGUUUUCAAUUCGUUUAAGUCUAAUUGUAUUCUGUGCUCUUUAAAAGACCAUAUUAUGUUACUUAUUAUGUUAGUAAUUUCCUUUGUAUUUUAUUGUUUCUCUUUAAAGAAAUUCCUAUUGUAGCCUCCCUUUAAAAUCAAGCUGAAUACUUGGGUCAAUCUGAUGUGUACAUAUAUGUACAUAUAAACCCAGGUCAUUUUAAACCCAGUUCAUGAUUAUUAUAGCCAAAACAAUGCCAUAAAUUGAAUCAAAAUUACAGCAAUCCUUCGAAAAAGUCAAAAUAGAGAUCUAAUAGUGAACGAAACCUAUUUAAAGAAGCAAAAUAAUUAUCUUUCGUGUGUCCACAGUCCCUAGCUCAAUUCGUGGGGGGAAAUAAUCUAAUUAAUAUUUAUGCAUUUUCUUGUCUAUAUUGAUUCGAUUCAAUCCCCUUCACAUAAAGUGUCCGCAAAGACUGAUGAUUAAGUUCAGAUGGAUCAGUUUUUAAAUGUGAUUCAGAUGAUUAGCUAUUGCAAGAAACUGUUGCCUGUUCUCGGUAUUCAAUGGAUGCAUACAAACUGUUCUAUCUAUAUACGAUGCUGUUGUAGACUUGAUGUCAUGUGUAGAUGUCAUGUGUAGAUGCCAAGAUCAUCUCUGUUUUAUUUCAUCGCCCUUGUAGUCAUCCUCUGCGUCAUCUGUGAUGUCAUCGUACGUGUCUUACCAAAACCCCAUGACAGUCAGGCAGUCAGUGUCACUGGUUCGUCAUAUUGAUGCUUACUCUUUAUAAUACUUGUUAUGCUGAUAACUAUAUUUGAAAUAAACUUUAUUAUCUCAGCA